UACUACUACUGCCGCUGCUGCUACUAUUACAACUACUACUGCUGCUGCUACUAUCACUGGUGGUACUACUACUGCAACUACUACUACUGUUGCUGCUGAUACUACUACUACUACCUCUGCUGCUACUACUGCCACUUUUACUACUACUACUGAUAAUAAUAAUAAUAAUCUACCAGCUGCAGGGAUGUAACAGAUGGGCGAAAUCUCAGAGAAUGAGAGCAAAGGAAUCUCUGAAGGGUGUGUAGAAGUCACAUGACAUGUGUUCAUACCACACACACACAGACACACAGGUGUGUGGUAUGAACACAUGUGUCAUGUGUAGGAGUCACACCUCCACACCAAAAAGGGCUGUUAAUAGAGGAUAAUUAAAACACAAUAAAUGUGUGUAUGUCUGUGGUUGAGGGAAACUUUUGUUUAUUGACUGUUAUACACAACAUACACAUUUACACCAGUGUUUGGACUCAUUGCUCCAUUGUUCAUUAACUCCAAAAUACUUCAUUCUAUGAAUGAUAAAUCAGUGUUUGACACUGAGCUGUGUGCUGAGAACUCCUGAAUCACAGGGAAGAAGUUUGGUGUGUGUCAGUCUCUGUUUGAUGAGUUUUUCUUCCACACCUUUUCCUUCAGCUCCCUGCUCUAACAAGUGCUAAACUGCAUUUUCUCUGGAGGAGCAAGGACUGAUUCUGCUCCAGCGUUGGUAUAGCGAGGUUGUUAUCACCUCUCUACUGAACUGUGCUGAAAACAUUUCAUCACACAUUUUAUCUCACACAUUUUAUCCUCAUGAAUGUGGUAGCAAGAAUGGUGUUAUUUGGCCUCAUGUAAAUGCAGCAUGCUAAUGCUAACUUCCACCUCCCACUGGUUUGAUACAUUUUAUCCACAUUAGCAGUUCUUUAGUGGGGCAUUGCUUUAAGACCUAGACUCCUGUCAAAUCUCCGAACUCUAAACCUGGGAGAUUAGUCUCAAAAGGAAGUCAUCUUAUUGCCUUUGGUAAGAAAAGGUUAAUCUUCUUAACUCAUGCUAAAGUCUCACACUGAGGACUGACUUAUAGUCUGCAAUAAUACACGCAAUAGAUAACUGUAAUAAAAUAAAUUUCACACACAUGCAAACAGUCUACAUUUACUACACAUUUCAUUAAGUUCUGUAUUAUUAUCAAUCUCACUGAUGAUUUUUAAGUGUGUGUGUGUGUGUGUGUAUGUGUGUGUGGACACGCUAAGCAUGCCGACAAAUUCGGUUUUAUUUAGAGAGUUAUUUUUAUUCACAGUGCAUGAUAUGAAUUCCUGUCUCAAAAUUCCUUGGUGCGACCUUUGACCCUCGGCAACAACUGUCACCCAGUACAUAUCAGGGUGUGUUGGUGUCUAAUUCCUCGCAUUUCUUCUUCUUCUUCUUCAUUUUUGUGAUGAGCACAAACUAAAAAUUCCAUUCACACUUGUUGUGUAGAUACUUUUAGUUAAAGGUGCCCUGUGGAUUUUUGGUUUUAAGAACAUUAUAUAUUUUAUUAAAUUUAUUAUUGUUGAAAUAUUUCACGUUAAAGUGUGAAUCAUGCACUGAUGGUCAAUUUGAAUUCCAGUUUCCAGCUGAUACAGCAGCUGACCAAUCAGCGUCUUUCUUUACCUGAUUGAUUGACUCUCUAGUGCUAGGAUCUGAGCUUGUCUCCUAGCAACAGAGAGUUUCUUUAACAGCUUUACAUAUAUGAGACGUACUGAAUACUCUCACUAUUACACAGAUAAACAUACAUUAUGGGUGUGUGUGGCAUGUUUUUAUAUCUUGGUGGGGGCCGAAUGUCCCCACAAAGACAGGAAUAUCUGACGAUUUUAACCUUGUGGUGAUAUUUGAAUUUUUUCCCUUUUUUUUGUUAACACUAAGUUAAAGGGUUAGCGUAGCCUGAAUUAGCGGCAUAAAUAAUAAUGUCAGACAUAUGUGUGUGUCAGACAUCCCACCUCUCCCGGAAGUUCCGGGAGUCUCCCGCAUAUUCAUAGUGGCUCCCUGAUGCCCGCAAAUUAGAUACAAUAUCCCGGAAAUCGUGCGAGCGAGCGAGAGAGACACAUGUAGUGAUAAAAGCCGCGUCUCAUUUCGGAGGCUGCGCAAUGAGACGCAGCUAUAGUAAGUUUUGAAUUGCAACAGAAUGAGCAUCCUCUGAUGAUUGGUCUCUUAUGCGCUAAAUAACCCAAUCAGUUGUGUCUGUGGGCGGCUAUACAGUCAACCUCUCACUCUCUCCAUCUCCUGUCAGUUCACACUUCCAGAGUCUGCAGCCGCAAUGGCAUCUGCUGUCCGAGAAGAGUGUCAGAGAAAAAGAAAAUAUAAAACUCACUUUACUCCAGACUACACUAAGGUGUACCCCUGCCCAACAGGGGUAAAAAAUAAUGACAGUGACUUUUCUAUUGCCCAUGGUGGGUUAAAUGACUGUAAAAGACAUGUUGAGAUUGAAAAUAUUGAUACAUGUCUGGCUUUUCUGGCAGCAAAAGGUGUGAACAUACAGGGACUCUCAGCUGAAGAGAUCAGAAAUGGGAAUCUGAAGGCAAUACUGGGACUGUUUUUUAGUUUAUCACGAUACAAACAGCAGCAGCAGCAGCAGAGCACUUCACAGACACACUUCACACACACUCACACACAUACUGCACCUACACCCACGGCCUCCUCGCAUGGGACACACGCCUCAGCAGCACAGAUCCAUCGAGCACAGGCGGAGAUGCAGUCCAGGACUUCCUCUGAGAGCAAACUUCUCAAGUUUUCCAUUGGUCAGAAAAAGACAUCUAGGUGGACUGUUGAGGAGACCUGUAUCGAGUUGAAUUGUGUGAGACUUCCUGGCCCUACAUCGAGAGUUUCUGCUGUGUGUGUCGAGUCGUCACCGCGCGGUUCAGUCAGCUCAGCAGGAAACAGACGCAGUCAGACGUUCAGUGAGAAAAUCAAACCUGCAGCCACACAGACCAGAGAAUCAUUAGACGGCAUUACUUCCCAACCUCCAAGCAUGACUGAGCAUGUGCCAUCAUCAUGUGCAACCACCUCCACCAUCACCAGCACUGUGCCGUCUUCCUCUUCAUCCUCUGCCACUUCCUGCUCAGCCAUCCCUCAGCCCAACUCAAGCAGCAAACCCUGGAGGAGCAAAUCUCUGAGCGCCAAAAACACGUCUACCUCCACUGUUUCCCCAGUUAAAGGGGAAGUCCCUUCCAAACAGCCCCCUCCCACUGACCCACCUCCCAAAUCCCUGUCACAGAAGUCCAUGUUGGAAAAACUCAAACUGUUCAACAGUAAAAGUGGCUCUAAAUCCUCCACACCACCAGAGGGCACUGUGCAAAUGUCGCCCAUGUUGGAGAAAGUAGAAGCUACUGAGCCUCUGGAGGAAGCUAAUGGUCAUGCAUUGACAAGCAGCAGCCCAAAGAUGGCACUGAAGGGCAUUGCACAGCGCACCUUUAGCCGAGCGCUAACGGCUAAAAAGGGCUCAAUGAAAGGUGUUGAAAAAGACAAGGACAAUGACAAAGAGAAAGAGCGGGCUAAGGAGAAAGAGAAGGACAAAGAGAAAGGAAAGGAGACUUCUAAACGAAUGUUCACUUUUGAAAAGACAGUGAAUAGAGAAGCAGUAUCCACAGAGGAAGUGACUACCAGAAGUGAGGUAAGCAUAGCAGCUGCAGAGCCUAAACGAACAUCUAAAAUUGCUAGCCUCAUUCCCAAAGGAGGCAAAACCAGCACCAAAAAAGAUAGCUCUGUCUCCAUGCAUAGCGGAAUCCCCAAACCAGGAAGUAAAAGCACAGCUAAAAGCUCAGGAGUGCCCCUCUGUGGCAAAGACAAUGAAAGGCCACGUAGCAUGAGGCUAAGCAGUGGAAUCGGUUUCCAUGGAGACAGUCGCCACUCUUCUUCCUCUUCCAGUCUCGCAUCUACAGAGGGCAAAGGUCACCAGAAUCACAGUGUAACCUCAAUGGGUAAUGGAGGAACUACCCAAUCCACAGCUAGCAACACAGUUAGUGUACAGCUUCCUCAGCCUCAGCAGCAGUACAGCCACCCAAACACAGCCACUGUAGCACCAUUCAUGUACAGGUCCCAGACAGAUGGGGAGGGCACCGUAGAAACAGGCUCCACAGGACACACUGGAGAGUCAGGUAGCUUCAGCAAAACUAACCAGACAUCCACUGAAGAUUUAUCAGGUGAAGAUCCUGAGACUAGGAGACUGAGAACAGUCAAAAACAUUGCAGACCUUCGACAGAACCUGGAAGAAACCAUGUCCAGCUUACGGGGGACACAGAUCACACACAGUGCUCUGGAAACGUUUGAUAGUGGCGUCACCACGGAAAUGAACACUCGUGGUUUUCGGUCAUCUCGUGCUGCGCCACUCUCGUGGACCAAUCGGAUCGGCCCGUCCAGCCCACGGCUGCAGGCAGGCGAUGCCCCCUCCCCGGGGAAUGGAUAUCCGGCACAUGGAGGCAUAGGUGGGGCUGCCCUGGGUCACACCCGCUACCUUUACUCUGCCCCUCUGCGCAGGCAGCUAGCAGCACGCAGCAGCGCCAUCUGUGGGCUUGAGCUGGGAGAGCGGGGUGGAGAGGAGCUCGAGCUUGACGUCAGUGGCUAUGUGAGCGACGGAGACGUGCUGGCCAAGAACGCACAUGCUGAUGAGCUCAGCAGCGGCUACCUGACUGAUGGUGGUUUGAGUUUAUACACUCGUCGUAUGAACCGUUUCCCAGAUGGACUGGCGAUGAUGCGAGAAACUUUGCAGAAACAUGUAUCGACAGGUCAAGGAGACGCAGACAGUUGGGAUGACAGCAGUUCCGUCAGCAGUGGAGUUAGUGAUACGAUCGACACUGAUGACAUCAACACUAGUUCCUCCAUCAGCUCAUACACACACACAUCUGCUGCAUGCAGAGCCCUGAACACCCAGCCACAGACUGAUGCUGAGAAACAUUCAGCCACUGAGCGAAACUCAAGCUGGUCUUGUGAUGAAGUCAAGAAAUCAGACGGAGGUUCGGACAGCAGCGUGAAAAUGGAGUCUGGCUCAAAAUGGCGACAAAACCCUUCUGAUGUAUCAGAUGAGUCGGAUAAGGGAGGAUCUGGGAAAAGGGGUGGUGCCAUCUCUCAGACUGGUUCAUGGAGGCGGGGCAUGAGUGCCCAGGUUGGCGUGACUGCGCCACGCACGAAAAACACAACAGUUACCUCAGGACCAGGCAUGAUGAAAACACAUGGGACUGCUAAAACGGAUGAUGCUAAAGUGUCAGAGAAAGGCCGCAUUUCUCCCCACACUAACAACAUUCAGAGCUGUGACCCUGUCCUCUCCCGUGUUUCCUUCGGCUUUAAGAAACCCACCUCCGGGUCCAUAUCUGGUCCCACUGCCACAGCAACGACCUCCAGCACAGCCAUGGUGUCAGCUAGCAGAGUCACGGUCAUCAGUGGCUCAGCCACACUGGGGAAAAUCCCCAAAUCCACAGCACUGAUGGUGGGUGGAGUCAGAUCUGGUCUGAAAGGGUCAGCACCAGAGUGUGCCAUGGUGACUCAGGAGGAUGGCGGCCUAGCAACCAGUGUUAGGUCGACACUGCAGUAUCGGAGUCUGCCACGACCUUCACGCUCCACCCAUAACCGCUCAUCCACCAGCAGCAUUGAAUCGGGAUCGAGCAGCCGAGGCCCUGCCAUCAAUGUUACUGCCUCGACCAAUAAGACACGAGAGUCCAUCCCCAAUGCGAAAACCAAUCAGACGGACAAGGAAAAGGGUGGAGUCUCAGAGACGGACAACUUGAGAACAAACGUGGUUGGCUCAAGUUCGACAAUUCCACAGACAGCGAGACAAGGAAGUAAAUAUACAGAGGUUUCAUCACCCACACUGCGCAGACUUUUUGGAGGUAAAGCUGCUAAGCAGGCCACUGCCACAGAGAACCUGAAGAACUCUGUGGUCAUUUCAAACCCUCAUGCCACACUGGGACACCACUCUGUGCCCUCCGCUGGGCUCCUGGACUCCCCCUCAGCGGGCAGUAGUGGGGGUGCAGGGGGCAGUGAGCAGGUGUCCAGCCCUGGCUCGGGCUACUCAGGGGGCACGGGCACAUGGGGCCACCCCUCUGUCAGCAGCAUGCACACCAGCACUGAAUCCAUCGAUAUGUCAGUCAGCAGCGGGCAUCAGCGAGACAACGGCCACCACCCAAUCACUCGCGCUGGAAGUGCCAAGACGGAGAGUCCCUUCUCUUCUCCCUCUGCUAGUCCCAAAUUCAGCCGCAACACCUUGCCUCGGAAACAGGACAGGUACACCCCCUCGCCGCAGCUCCGCCCAGAAGAGGCCCGUGAUUGGCUGCGUUCGCAUUCUAUCAGCGGAUUGCAGGAGUCGGCCAGUAACUCACCUUUUUCUACCGGCUCCAGUGUGACCUCACCAUCUGGGACGCGUUUCAAUUUCGGACAGCUUGCCAGUCCCACCACAGCAGCUCAGAUAAACCUUGUGAGUCUGCGCAACAGCGGUCUGACCAAUCAGGACGCAGUGCUGGACAUAUGCAAUGAGGGCCGUCUGAGAAACUCCUGUGUCUCAUUGGAUGAGAAAAACCGCAUCAUGAGUCGCUCCGCCUCCUUCAGAGAUGGGUUUGAAGAAGUACAUGGAUCGUCUCUUUCUCUGGUCUCGAGUACAUCUUCCAUCUACUCCACGAAUGAAGAGAAGUCACAGUCAGAGAUUCGGAAGUUGCGCAGAGAGCUGGACGCCUCGCAGGAGAAAGUGUCGGCACUGACAACACAGCUGAGUGCUAACGCCCACCUGGUAGCAGCAUUUGAGCAAAGUCUGGCCAACAUGACCAUCAGACUAAAGAGCCUCACUAUGACAGCAGAGCAGAAGGACUCUGAGCUGAAUGAGUUGAGAAAGACCAUUGAGUUGCUAAAGAAGCAGAACGCUGUGGCUCAAGCUGCCAUUAACGGUGUCAUUAACACUCCAGAGCUCACCUGUAAACCUGAACGCACAGGUUCUGUGGGCUCAGUCUCAGUUCAGGCAGAGAUGUGUAUGCGCAGACAGCACUCAUCAGACAGUGUAUCCAGCAUCACCAGCCACUCCAGCAUGGAGAAUACAGACAACAGUGGCAAGAAGAAAAAGAAAAACUGGUUGCGUAGCUCCUUUAAACAGGCAUUCACCAAAAAGAAGUCACCUAAAUCCGCCUCGUCCCAUUCAGACAUUGAGGAAAUGAACGACUCACUCCCUUCAUCUCCUAAACUCCCUCAUAAUGGAUCCAGCAGCUCCACACCCAUGCUCAGGAACUCCAACUCACUGUUGCCAGAGGGUUUAGAUGGAGAGGCGGAAACUGUAAUGCAGCUACGGAGUGAGUUGAGAGAGAAAGAAAUGAAGUUGACAGACAUCCGGUUAGAGGCACUUAGCUCCGCCCACCAGCUUGACCAAUUACGAGAGGCCAUGAAUCGGAUGCAGGCUGAGAUUGAGAAGCUGAAAGCGGAAAAUGACCGUUUGAAGAUGGAGAAUCAGGCAAACGGUGGCCGAACGUUAAUCACCCCAUGUUCCAUCACAACUCCAUCAAACGAACUCUCACAACAAAACCCCCAUGAGUCCACAAGCUUUGAUAUACUGCUGGAUGAUUCUGGAGGAGAUGGCAGUUUCCGUAAAGAUGGCCAACAUGUAAAGAUCAUAGUCAGUUUACAGGGGGAGGAUGCUCCCAGGAAAGAGGAUUGCAGACCACGGGACUUCCUGAUCGGCUGUAUUGGAGUUAGUGGGAAAACCAAAUGGGACGUUUUGGAUGGAGUAGUGAAACGCCUAUUUAAAGAAUACAUCAGGCAUGUAGAUCCAGUCAGUCAGCUGGGACUGAGCUCUGACAGCGUGGAGGCGUAUCGUAUUGGGGAUGUGAUCAGGCCCGGUAGAGCAGAAACGCCAGAACUGCUUCCCUGCGGAUACUUAGUGGGGGAAAACAACACAAUAAACAUCUCACUUAAAGGUGUGAGCUCCCAGUCAACUGACUCACUUGUGUUUGAGAUGUUAAUCCCGAAGCCUGUGUUGCAGCGCUACGUGUCACUGCUGCACGAACAUCGCCGUCUCAUUCUGUCUGGUCCAAGCGGCACGGGGAAAACAUACCUGGCCCAGCGUCUCGCCGAACACCUGACACUGCUGGAGGGACGCACUGACACACACUCUGCCAUCACCACCUUCAACGUGGACCACAAGUCUAGCAAGGAGCUGCGACAGUAUUUGUUGGCUGUAGUGGAACAGUGCAGUGUGGAUCAACGCGAAGCUCCUUCAGUUAUCAUACUGGACAACUUGCAUCACAUCAGCUCACUGGGGGAGAUAUUCAAUGGCCUGCUUACCCAAACACGCCAGCACUGCCCGUACAUCAUCGGCACAAUGAGUCAGACGACAUCUUCAUCUCCGAAUUUGCAGCUUCAUCAUAACUUCAGGUGGGUUUUGUGUGCGAAUCACACAGAGCCAGUGAAGGGCUUUCUGGGCCGUUUUCUGAGGAGAAAGCUUAUAGAAACAGAAAUCAGCAACCGAACACGUAAUCCAGAGCUGGUGAAGAUCAUUGAGUGGAUUCCUCGUGUUUGGCAUCAUCUCAACUGCUUCCUGGAGGCUCACAGCUCCUCAGACGUCACUAUCGGACCGCGUCUGUUCCUCUCGUGUCCGAUGGACGUGGACGGAUCACGCAUUUGGUUUACAGAUCUGUGGAAUUACAGCAUCAUUCCAUACAUGCUGGAGGCUGUCAGAGAGGGUUUGCAGCUAUACGGACGCAGAGCUGCAUGGGAUGAUCCUGCUCGUUGGGUGUUGGACACUUUUCCAUGGCGAUCAAGCUCCCAGCAUCCUGAUUGGCCUGCUCUGCUAAAACUCCGCCCAGAGGAUGUGGGUUUGGAUGGGGGUUCCACCUCUAAAGAGGGCGCUAUCAAACAGAACACCCAGAGCGACAGUGAUGCUGAUCCACUGAUGAACAUGCUGAUGCGUCUGAAGGAGGCAGCGAACUGCUCCAGCACUCAGAGUUACGACAGUGACUCCAACAGUAAUGGUCACCAUGACGACAUCCUUGAUUCAUCACUGGAGUCAACACUCUGAUGCUUCAUUUUAUACUUUUAUUACAAACUUCCUGUGAAUGUUUCCUUGUGCCCAGGCAGCACUGAUCGAGCUGCUGCUUUUAUUUUUAUCCUGUGCGGGAACUUUAUUUAAAGGAAAGAAAAUUAAUAAUUAAGAAAAUUAAAAAAGGAAAGAAAAUUAAAAAUAACUGCACUACUCACAAGUCAACUUGCUAUUAUGUCAAGUUACAAAAUUAGAUGACAAUUUAAAAUAAAAAACAACAAAAUUAUCCAAUACCCAUAAUGUAACUCAUGGAGGCAAAAAGUGAACAGGCUUCAUGAGCUUAAGAAGAAGAAGAAGAAGAAGAAGAGGAGGAGGAAGAAGAAGAUAGAAACUGCACUACUUAUAAUUCAUCUGCAAACACCUGCUGUGAUGGAUGUAUUAAAGAAUAGCACAUGUCAUCAGACAGAGAUUUUUCAGAAUCCUUACCUCACUAUAGUCCACCUAUAAUGUCUAAUAAUAACAAUAAGUCUUAAAGCUUCACUAAAUAUCUUCAUAUCCUAGUUUUGUGUAUCCCUGACCUGAAGUCUAAACCUCUCUAUCUCUUCUCUUCAUAUCCUAGUUUUGUGUAUCCCUGACCUGAAGUUUUUUUGAGAAACAUCAAAACUCUAAACCUUUCUAAACUUCUCUCAUACUGCGUUCUGUUGACAAAAUGGUGCUAUGAAUGAUUUUGUGCUCUUCGCUACUGUGAAUGUCUGGACACACACGACGGUGGCUCACGAAAGUUUAUUCUGAUGCUGGCCAUCAUUUUAUAACUUAAAGACAAAGGAUUGGUGCGUUCUGGGAGACUUUCCGGAGGAGGAAGUGACAUGAAUUUGUGUACUUUAAUUUCCUGUUCUGUAAUAGUUUGUUUGCAUGAUCAGUAAUGGUACCUCACCAGCAUGGAGUUUUUCCUUUUUUGAAAGGUGAGAUGUGUCUAGCAGGCCUGCCUUGCACUCAUUCACUACUGAACACCCUCAUUCUCUACAUUUUCUUCUCCUCGUUUUGGUGCUGAAGAACCCAGUGCCUUACUGCGUUUUGCAAUGAGAACCUGAGAGGUGCUUGUGUUCUUAUCCUGAACUUUUCACUUCCUCUCGAGCAAAAGGGCUUCAUGCUGCACACCUGAGCAGCUCUGAGUGGCUUUAUCAUUUUAAUAAUGCUUACAGUCAUCAUAGUGCUUAUUAAAUGCAGAUGAAGAAAGAAAACAUUUGGCACAAAACCCUGUGAGACUUUGUUGGGUGCUUUGAAGGAGCUGCACAAUGUUGAGUUAAAAAGCAUGUGUAUAUGUGAGUGUUUAUACCUCAUUGACUGUCCAGAACUUUACUUUGGCCUUAAUUCCCAUGCUACACCACUGUGAAGGGGAAUGACUUAAAGAGCCCUUAUCUUGGAAUCCCAAAUGUUCUCUGGUUUUCUAACAUAAAAGAGCUUAAUAUAGUUUAUAAACAUUGUUAAAGUUUCAAAAUGUAUUCCUUGCCUUCCCAGUCCAUAAGGUCUAUUUAUGGAAACUAAGUUGCAAAAACAACCCAUUUUAGAUUUCUUGUUUCUUCAAAACUCAUUUACAGGAACCCACCCAUUCGCUUUACAGCAGGUUAGCCCUGCCCAGUCCUACAGAAUUCUGUAGCAGUACUUGAGUGAAAGAGGUUGCAGCAUGCAGGUAAACCUUGUACCUUGCCAUCAGGAAACAAAUAAGCUACAUAAGUGUCUACAUGAGCGUCUGUGUUCUGAAUGAGGGCAAGAUAUGUCCUAACGUUACUGCUGAAGGACGAUGCAAGUCCACAUGGACCCAACAGCAGUAGAAUAAAUAGAAUUUCAUUUAAUGUCUCAUUUAUUCAUGACUAUCCAGUAUGAAUGCUGACUGAGGCAGCUUUAUCUAGCAAAGUAUGCACUGUACACAAAGAGCUAACACUAGCUAGCUAUCUAGAUUUCGCCUUGCUGUUUGCUAAUUCUAUAGCUAGUCUUGUCAGUAACAGCAAACAUUCACCUAUUUUUAAAAUCAUUUCAACAGCUUUCUACUAGCAGAUGCCAUUAUUUAUCUCCCAUUAUCUCUUCAUUUUGUUCUGAGAGAUAAAGAAAGGAAGGGAAAUGGUUGUGUAAAAAUGAAUUAUGACUUUUUGUACAUAAAACUACGCAAAUAUUAUAAAUGGACUUCAGGGAAAAGAUCAAAUACAAAAAACAAUGUAAGAUACGGAACCUUAAUGCUAAUUAACACCAUAUCAGAUGACUCUUCCGCUGCUUUUAUAGACUUUUAGGAAGAGCUAGUAAAUGAAAUGACAGAAGAAACAAGUGUUAACUUUGAACUCACUUAACACUUGAUAUCAGGAAUUAAUUGUGGUUUUGUGUUGCUGAUUUUGUGCAGUUUUUUGUUAAUAAUGUUGCUUACAUUCAGCAUCUUGAUCCUAUGCAACAUCGUUCAGAUUUGAAAUGGAAGCCAAAUAUGGUAUCGGCACUGCCAAGUGUGUGUGUAUGUGUGUGUGUAUUUAUAUAAAUAUGGAUUGUACAGUGUGUAUAUAACUUGUGAAUAACUUUCAGAUUAUGAUGUGCCUACAUUUUAUAAAGUUGGAUGUAAGUUGAUUCAAGCACAGACUCGGGACGUUUUAACUUUAUUCUCAUUGUUGAAUGUUUAUUUGCUGUGUACAUGAUUUAAAUACACAACAUUCAUUUUUUUUAAAUCCUCCAUUUGGAUGAAUAAAAUUUUACUUACAUGUUUACAACAACA
Pangasianodon hypophthalmus (striped catfish) is the source of this 11690-nucleotide messenger RNA. It is a transcript of the gene nav2a, whose product is annotated as neuron navigator 2a. Gene Ontology annotation, biological process: neurogenesis; nervous system development. The transcript is spliced from 38 exons. Gene Ontology annotation, molecular function: ATP binding; protein binding; ATP hydrolysis activity. Lineage: Eukaryota; Metazoa; Chordata; Actinopteri; Siluriformes; Pangasiidae. The coding region runs from base 2252 to 8977 and encodes 2241 amino acids. The record is from RefSeq and is a predicted model, not a curated record.